AAUGCCCCUGCAGAGCCGAAUGCAGGUGGAGGCGUAGCGGCUGCAGGUCCGGCCUCUCUGGCGCUGUUCCUGACCAACGUCAAGCUGCUCAACCUCGACCAGCUGCCCGACUGGCCCGGCAUUGCCGCCGAGACAUUUGCGGCCUCGGGCACCACGCUGCAGGACCAGAAGAGGCGAGUACAGUGCGUAGAAUGGGCCUUGUACCAGCUGUUUGUCAUCUGGGAUCCAGACGAGGCGGCGAAUAAGCUGAAGCCAUUCUAUCCACCGAGUGAUCAGCUCCAGUCCGUCAACCUCCGUGCCGCACUCGUCAGAGCCCUUGAGCAAGCCAAGAAAAAUGGCGACCUCGGCCGGGACACCAUCAUCCGCAAGACGAUGCUGGACGAGUGCAAAGGCGAGAGGUUGGAGGAGGUCUUGGCCUUCUUUUCCACCGCUGUCCUGAAAAAAGUGGUUUCAGACAGCCUUGCCACAGGCCGCGGCCAUCUCUCGCCCGCCGUUGAGCUCGCCUUUGAGAACAAGGGCUACAAGAGUGAAAAGUCUCAUUUGAUUGCCCUCUCCAUGGCCCACAAGGCGUCGAUCCGCCAGGUCUUGCGACGCAAAGAAGCAGCCAAAGCUCGAUUCAAAGAUCUUGCCCAUGUCCUGGACGACAAGGAGGACGACAUCAUUCGUAGACGGGAAACGCUCGAAAUCAAAGAGAUGGACGGCGGUGGCCAGACAGUGUCUGACAAUGCCAGAGCCGAGAUGCGAAGGGCUGUACACCAUAACUGGGCCGGUAGCGAGGCCUGGAUGGAGGCUCUGUUGACCGGAGACCCAAAGCACGGCGGCCUUCUUGCUACGGGCUUCGACCGCGUCUGGAGAAGAGCCCAAAAGGGCCGGCUGAACGACCUCGACACCGAUGAUGUUGGCCUCCUGGAGCAACUCGACAGUCGAGUCAAGCUGCAGAAGGAGAGACUCCAUAGAUGGGAUGCCUUCCGCAGGAAUACAUUUGGUGAAGCGGCACCCGUACCGUCCAAGCCCAGGACCUCGUCCGCCAAAACCAAGGGCAUUGACCUUGGCUUCUCAGCCCAUUUAGACCUGCACACUGUGAGAAGAGUCAAGCCAGCGAGAGCUGCGCUGUUCCAGCAUGCGCCCCAGAUGACGGAUGACUAUGCUGCGCUGGUCUCAGAUCUGAAAUACGAGCUGGGGAAAAUCGCAACCAAAGAGGUCAGCACUGCAAGUCUUACGAGGAAGCGGACGCCCGUGAAGCAAGAUCGCCGCGACCGCCGUCUCCUCUCCACCUCAUCCUUCGAGGGCGGCGACGAUGACGAAAUUAGUGAUUUGGAGGACGCUGAAAGUGUAUUCCGCACCGAUGGCUCAGUCACAUCCUUCUCCUCCUUCCAGGAUAAGUUUGCUGUGCCAAGCCGUACUGUGAGACCCGUGAUAUCUCGACCCAGCCUGUCGCAACUUUCUGGCCCCGAGACACCGCCGGUCUUGAAGAAAUGGCCGAGUCAAAAGAACUUCCCUGGGCGAAGCACCUAUGAUUUGACUCAGAUUGACGACUCGCCGCUGGCUACUCCUCCUUCUCCUACGAAAAAGGCUUCAGGGUAUGAUAGCCCGACGCGCCGUCGGUCUCCCCCUGAAAGGACAAAGUCCAUGCCGGGACAAAAGGCAUCAAAUAGCCCUCCACGAUUGCCGUCGACAAAGGCGCCUGAAGACGAUGUUCUUGAGCCUAUCAAGGACAAGACUCCAGCACCUAUGAAGCGCACGAAACCACGGCAUACACUUUCCUUGGCUGAGCGCACUCGACUGUCAAUGAGCCGUAAAAAGUCUCUGUUGUUUGAAGAUGAGGAGCUUGACCCUCCCACUCCUAUAGCCGCUACCACCAAGCCAACGGAUAUCAAAGUCCCUGAGCCAGACUAUUCAGAAGAUCUCGCUAGUCGGACUCGUAAAAGUAUGGCUGGAUUCGAGCAGGCGCAGCAAAAGGCCCAAAUGGAGCGGCGCAGAUCUCUCAGGAGAUCCAAAAUGCCACAGCGAAAAGAAGGUGGCUACUUUCCCACAGUGGAGGAAGAUCUCAACGAAGCCACUCUUUUGCUAGAGCAGCUGGCCGAAGAGGCAGAUAUGGAGGCAGUUUUCCGAUCGCGGCCAAAGGUUGGGCAGAGCUUGCAGCCUAGCCCGACAAGGGAGGAAUGGGGGGAU
This is a messenger RNA of Trichoderma atroviride IMI 206040, 2172 nucleotides long. RefSeq lists its product as uncharacterized. The record is from RefSeq and is a predicted model, not a curated record. NCBI's taxonomy places the organism in Eukaryota, Fungi, Ascomycota, Sordariomycetes, Hypocreales, Hypocreaceae.